AUGCUACCGCAGUUAGUACUAGCGGUGCUUCUUGUGGUUGCAACUUCCGCCGCCAAUACAUUCGAAAAAUUCCAGUUCCAUCUGAUUAGAAGUAACAACGACGUCACACCAAGUGUUCUACGAACCUAUGGGCUUGUGGCAGUCAAAGACGAUAACUCCAUCAUUGUUCCCGACGCUUUCGAUGUAUCGUCAAAUCCCACCACAGUAGAACAGAGCGGGUUCAAAUGGUACAAUUUUAAGUUUCUGACCACUCUCCAUUACACACAGACACAGAUCUCAUCCAAGCCACCCAAUGUGACAGUUUGGGAUACUAUUCCACUACAAGGAUGUGUAGAUAACCGAUUCAGUGACACUGUCACCACCAUUUCCAGAACAUAUACGCGAACACUUCUAUUCGAAGCGGGUCCACAUAUUUUCGUCAGUGUUCUAGGUCUCGAAGUCGGCGUUCUCGCACAUUUGGGUUACUUCAAUGCGCGGGAUGAAAAAUUGACCUGCGACGUUAGUCCUGGCCAGCGUUUGCAACUUCAUUCAAACAUCGCUACUAUGAAUGUUGAUGUCCAUCUACAACGAAACAUAACAGUGGUCAAAACAUUUCUAGGCUCCGAGCGGCUCAUAUUUUCCGGGUGGUUCAUGCCUACAGAUCCUAGCCCGCUCACGUUCCAGUCAACCUCGUUAGCUUGUGUGACGAAUCUGUCUCUACUCCAAUGUUAA
Messenger RNA from Australozyma saopauloensis, 711 nucleotides. RefSeq lists its product as uncharacterized. Lineage: Eukaryota; Fungi; Ascomycota; Pichiomycetes; Serinales; Metschnikowiaceae. The record is from RefSeq and is a predicted model, not a curated record. Bases 1 to 711 code for a protein of 236 amino acids. The transcript has a single exon.